Messenger RNA from Oncorhynchus mykiss (rainbow trout), 7581 nucleotides. Lineage: Eukaryota; Metazoa; Chordata; Actinopteri; Salmoniformes; Salmonidae. The record is from RefSeq and is a predicted model, not a curated record.
AAUUCAAAGACACUGGAUCAGUCAGAGCAGCAGGGGGAUGGGAUCUCCCUCUCCCUGGAGGAGCAUCUCAAUGCCCUGUGCCUCCUCCGAUCCCUCGGCCCGACCCCAAAGCAACUGUGUACUCAACUGGAGCAGAUUCUCCUCCGAUCUUUUCCAGGACACCCACGAGAGCACCAAAGUGAUGUCAACCGCCCUCUACACCCAGUCUGUCAUGGAAAGAGCAGCUAUGGCUCUGUUUGACAACUGUUUUGUGGUUUUGGAGCUGAAGAAUUUGCCUUAUAAGGAGAAGAAUAGGCUGAAGCUGGCAAUAACAGAGAAUGGGGGCAGCAUUUCCUAUGUGAUCAAUAAGCAGUGUACUCUCGUAGUGACGAGCAGUAUGUCCAGUCUGAGCUCCAGUCGGGUGCGGAGCAUGAAGAAGCAUCAGACUCCAGUAGUAGGGGUGGAGUAUGUGUCACUCUGCCUGGAGAAGGGAGUCCUGCUGCCUGUAGAGGACUACUGCCUGCCCCCCCCUCCCUCUACCUCUCUCAUCCCACCCAGGCCUGCCUCUCCCUUGCCAUCUCAGUCAGUGUUGAAGGGAACGAGCCAGCCGGCUGAAGUUCAGACCCAGACAGUGAAUGCUGUAAAUCAAGCCGAGAGGGCGGGGAAUCGGGAGAGUACUUACCUGGGCAAAUUCAGAGUGUAUACUGAAAGUGACAAUGAUCUACCAACAUAUCCAACACAUUUCCAAGUGGCCAAGUACUCCAUUUUUGGAAAGUGUGUGUACCUAUGUGUUUUCCAGGCUAAUAGCAGCACAUGGUCGGUGUUGGAGCUGCAGAGUGGCAGCGCAGAGGGGGGACAGCAGCAGUACCGUGUGGUGAGGUACUGGAGAGAGGACCAUGGUGCUAAGUCAGCAGCUGUGCAGGACAAGCAGGUGUUCCUCUCCAUGUCAGAGGAGGCUGUGGAGGUCUACCAGACUCUCAGGAAGGAGCUGCAGGUCAGAGGACUCACACUGAGGACCACCCUCCCUCCAGAGGCUCCGGAUCUGGGCUCUGCCAGCCUGCAGCAGCUGCUGCUGGAGGAGAAGCUGAGUUGCAGCAGCCUAUCACAGGAAGUGGGCGUGUUCGUGGAGCUGCUCUGGGCAGAGGCCCUUGGUUGUCUGGACAACGUCCUCAAGGUUCCAAUCACCAGCCUCAGUCUCAACGAUGUGAGCAGGGCUGAGGGGCUGCUGCUACAGGUCCAGAGGAAGCUGAGGGCGAGACAGGGGGAGGGGCCAGACACUGAGGUGGCUUCUCUAAUGGAGGAGGUCUACACCCUCCUGCCACACAAAACUGAUCUGUCCCAUCUCCCUCUCCACACUAAACUCAUCUCAUCGCAACUGGACCUCUGCCAGUUGAUCAGAGACGUGCUGAAUGUGAGCGAGGCAACACUGAGAAGCCCCAUCCCUUCUUGUCUGGGGAAGUACCGCGCCCUGAGGUGUAGCAUUGAAAGAGUUCCCCCUGGUCCUGAAUUUCUGUAUGUCACCGAACUUCUACAGGACAGACAGGUGCAGAUCUUGCAGGUGCUGAGAGUAAACAGAGGGGUAGAGCUACAGAUGUUUAGGGAGGAGCUGGGGAACGUUAAGCCCCUCCUCCACUCCUCCAGCCCCAGCAGCUUUGUGGGGAUCCUGUCUCGGGGUCUGUUGCUGCCCAGAGUUGGAGUGGAGCAUCAUGGGAUUGAGAGAACAGACAUUGGGAACUUGGGCGGUGGCAUCUACUUCAGUGAUGCAAUCAGUACCAGUUUGAAGUACUCUAAGCCCAGUGUGACGGACGGCAGUCGGCUGCUGCUGGUGUGUGACGUGGCGUUGGGGCGCUGUACUGACCUCCAGAAGAGGGACAGCAGCCUGACUCACUCCCCUGAGGGAUACCACAGUGUACACGGGGUUCGCCACACCCCCAAGAAACCCUCAGAGUUUGACGAUGAUGAGUAUGUGGUGUACAGCCCGGAGCAGGUGAGGCUGCAAUAUGUGGUACAGUUCAGACUGGAGGAGGACCGGCUGAAGGACUUCCAGCCCACCAUAGAUACUUCUUCUACCGAGCUUCCGCUUCCUGUCUCUCCGUCUGACCUCUUGUCCUGUGGUGAGGCUGAGGAGGAUGUUGGGAGCUGUAAGAACCCUCUAGAGGAGGUGACUGCAGGCCUGUUGGACUGCUCUGGACAACCACUCCCCCUACAGGCCGUUCAUGUCAGGGCCAGGCUGAUGGAUCUGCUCUCCCAGGUCAUCAUCUUCCAGACAUACACCAAUCAGAGCACCGCCCCCAUCGAAGCCAAGUACGUCUUCCCAUUGGAUGAUUCUGCUGCUGUGUGUGGUUUUGAGGCCUUCAUCAAUGGGAAACAUGUAAUGGGACAGGUGAAGGAGAAGCAGCAGGCGCGUAAAGAGUAUAAACAGGCCAUAGAGAGAGGCCAUGGAGCUUACCUAAUGGACCAGGAUGCACCUGAUGUUUUCACCAUCAGCGUUGGGAACCUGCCUGCCGGUGCCACCGUCCUUAUCAAAGUUACCUUUGUCACCGAGCUGGUCGUCAUGGAGGGCUUGAUCAACUUCUCAUUGCCCGGUAGUGUGGCGCCAUGGCAACAGAGCUCAGCGCUCAACCAGAGGACUCAGGUGACUUUGGAAAAGGUGUGUGUGACCAACCUGGAUUCCCAAGGGGAGUUCAGUCUGGAUAUGUCCAUUGAGAUGCCCAACGAGAUUAUCAACCUGCACUGUCUCACACACAAAGUCAAGAUCAAGAGGACCGACUGUAAGGCGGUGGUGAGGACAUGUCCAGGUGAGACUCUGGGUCCAGAUGGGUUCCUGGUCUGCUUCAGUCUGGCUCAGAUCCACCUACCCAGGAUGUGGGUGGAGAAACACCCAGAUAAAGACAGCCAGGCCUGUAUGCUGGUAUUUUACCCAGACUUUGAGCCCUGCCCCACCUCCAGCCCCAUGUCCGGCUCCAGUGAGGUGAUCCUGCUGUUGGACUCGUCUGAGUCCAUGAGAGGAGAAGCUCUCCAGAACGCCAGGAGAAUCGCCCUGCAGCUUCUGAAUACCCUGGACCACCACAGCAUUCGAGUCAAUGUCAUCUCCUUUGGCUCAGACCAGAAGGAUGCUUUUCUCUCUGCCAACCCUCUAGUCGAGGCCCUCCAACCAGCCAAGGAGUUCAUCAUGUCCUCCUCACCUGUUGGGGGCAGCACUGAGCUGUGGAGGCCCCUGCGCAGCCUGAGUCUGUUGCCUCCGUCGCAUGGCAUGAGGAACCUGCUGCUGCUAUCAGACGGUCACGUCCAGAACCAAGCCCUGACCCUGCAGCUGGUCAGACAGCAUGCCCAGCACAGCCGCCUCUUCACCUGCGGCCUCAGCCCAACAGCUAAUCGGCACAUGUUGCGGGCCCUGGCCCAGGCAGGGGGAGGGGCCUAUGAGUUCUUUGACACAAAGACAAAGCACACCUGGCGAGAGAAGGUGGCGUGCCAGGUGAAGCGCAUCGUGUCUCCAGGCUGCAGCUCUGUGUCUGUGAAGUGGCAGCAGUUUAACCCCUCAGCUCCCCCCCCUGUUCAGGCGCCCUCUCAGCUCCACGCACUCUUCACUGACUGCCACACCCUGGUCUACGGCUUCGUGCCACACUGUACACAGGCCACUCUUCUUGGAGACCUGAGUGGUCAGAACAUUGAGACAAUGGUGUCCACCACUGAGCUACAGAAAACCAGGGGCACGUUCCUUCAUAAGCUCACAGCGAGGGCCGUUAUCAGAGACUAUGAGGAUGGCAGUCUUCACACCAACGAGGCUGAACAUGAGGGGAAGAAAUCAGUGAUGAAGUCCUUCAUCAUUGAGCUGAGCAAAGAGUUCUCCAUCCUGUCUCAGUUCACCAGCUUUGUUGCCAUCGAGGAGAGGGACUCAGAGCAGCCUGACGCGGGCUUCACAGAUGUUCCCAAACUGAUCUCAGACGAGGACGUCGACUUCUUACCUUACCUUAGCUGGCAGCAGGAGGAAUAUGAGGGAGAUGGGAUGGACUCUGGAUCAGACUCAAUGUCAAACUUGCUGAAUGGUGGGCUAGGGCAUGUUUUAUGCAGAAAAAUAUGUCUAAAGGAGAGGGGGAUGGGGGAGGAGCAUGAAUUGAUGGGUCAACUCCAGGUGGAUGACGAAUCAUGGGAAGGAUCUGUGAACUUACGUUCCAAAUGUCUCAAUCAGAGGGCUACGGAUGAGGUGCCUCUUGGUAGGAUACUUAAUUCCUCUUACUUCAUGGGCCAUAUGGUCUCAGCCAGCCCAGUGACCUUGUCCGCUGCUACCGAACCUUUAGAUAUGACUUUGAAGAGUGAAGGAGCUGUGACGGAUGAAGAGAUGGAGUACUUUGAUGACCUGGACUUUGAAUUACGGGAAUUCAUGCAUAGUGAGGCUCUGUCCUCUUCUUCCUCUCCAACUCUCCACACGCUUUCAGGCAGCCAAUGCAUACCACGCACCCCGUACCUUACUACCACUAUGCUGCCUAUGGCUAUGGAGACGGAUUUCAUCCCUGAGCUGUGUGGGACCUUCUACUCUCUCCCAAAGAUAGUGAGGCUUGCGAAGAGUAGAGAGGGAGACUUUAGACGGGCGGACAGACACAGGAAGGUUUGUGCCGGUUCGGCAUUUGACCCUGUAGAGACACAGAAGAAGUCUCUCUCUGUUGCUGAUGUGCCUCGUCCUCCUCCCUCUGUUCAUCAUCUUCAGAUCAAGUCUUGCGUUGUUGCUGAUGCUUUUCCUCCUCCACCCCCUGCUUCUGCCCUCAGUUCUCCUGGUCCUCCUCCAUCUCGACUGCAGUCUUUCCCUGCCACAGUUUCAGAUGCUCUUCCUCCUCCACCCCCUGCUCCUGUCCUCUAUUCUCCUUGUCCUCCUCCAUUUCGAUCUCAGUCUUUCUCUGCCGCAGUUUCAGAUUCUCUUCCUCCUCCUCCACCCCCUGCUUCUGUCCUCAGUUCUCCUGGUCCUCCUCCAUUUCGACUGCGGUCUUUCCCUGCCACAGUUUCAGAUGCUCUUCCUCCUCCACCCCCUGCUCCUGUCCUCAGUUCUCCUGGUCCACCUCCAUUUCGACUGCAGUCUUUCUUUGCCGGAGGUUCAGGUUCUCUUCCUCCUCCCUCUGCUCUUGUCUCCAAUGAGUUUCGAGCGAUUAGAUACGAGAUGGGAGUUCAUGCCAGACCUGGAGUUGGGGCUAUCUCCCAUACUGCAACCUUCCCGGAACUGCAAGCCGGUGGGGACCUGCUACUUUCCAAACCCCAAGAGGCCUAUCCUGUGGAACAGUCGUCAAUGUGUGAGACUAGCAAAAUGUGGACCUUGGAUAAUAGCUUAUCUGAGGAUAAGGAUUGUGGACUAGUGGAAAUGGACCACUGGCAACCUUCUGUUGUCCCUGCUUCUGCGCCCCCAUCAGGGUUUGGUUUCGGUGGCGGAAGGGCAGGUUCUCAAAGCAGACAACCUCACGGCUCUUUGUUUGGGGCCACAGCCAGUGCAUGUUACAUUCCAGAUUUAUAUGAGGCUUCUUCAGCAGGCGGACCACCUCUUGGAGGCUCAGCCAGAUCAAUGGGGUUAAGUUUUGAGGCACCACUUACUGGCGGACACCUCAGCUCCCUUUCACCUACCACUCAUGGCGCCUAUAUGACCCCAUCUUUAGUGCCCUUAGUUGGAUCCUCUCAGUUUAAUAGCUCUCUCAGUACACUACAACAACAUAAUGUACUACCACAAGCACAAAAACCUCUGGAUAUGAAAAAAAACGUACAAAAACUUGUCGGAGACAGUGAAAGGUAUGUGUCAGCGUCCGUUCGUCCGUCACUUUGUCUGUCUGUGUAUGACCUCUAUUGGAGACAUGUAUUGUUAUGUGUAGCUCUGUGGUAUCCUAAUGAGGUAGGUUUUGAUUUCAGGAGGGGAGGUCUUGAAUUCAGGAAGAGAGGUCUUGAAUUCAGGAAGAAUACUCUUGAUGUAGUAAAAUGGACAGAGAUUUUUGCCCUCCAGCACUCGGAAGGUUACUGGGAGUGCUCUGCCAGCCUGGGCUACCUCCUCGGUGUGGAUGUGGACUACUUUGCAAAUGUCUUCCUGAAGAAUAGAGGCAUCAGCUCUCUAGGUGUGAGGGCCCAUGCUGACAUCCUGAGGCUGGUGGCCAGUCUGCUGGUGCUGCAGCUGAUGAGGGUGAGGAGGCUAGAUGAGGGGAAGCUGCUGCUCAGCCUGUUCCGUCUGGACCUGGACCACUCUCCUCCUCAGCCCAGGUGUGAGCGCUGGGAGGCGGUGAGGAGGGCGGUGGACUGGGUGUGUUGGGCAGACAAGGAGUACCCGUGUGUGUGCAGCAGGCUGGAGUUUGGCUGGGACUGGGAGUCGUCCACACGGCAGCUCCUGGGCAUCGACCCCCCGCACCCCCUCUCUCCCCUCAUCCUCCUCGGGACCACAGGGGGAGUGAGGGCCCAAUGACUUCCAGGAGGAGAAAGGUGUAUGACCAGUAUAUACAUCUGCAGCUAUUGCUUUUACUAUUUCACUUAUUACGAGGUUAAGGUACUAUGCUAUACUGAUAACCUCUUCAGUGAUCAAAUCAGUUUUGUAAUUACAAAUCUUUGCAUUUAAAGGUGUGAUUUUAUGUUUUCUCAAAAUACAAGAGCAAUCAUUUCUAAAAUGUAUUGAUACUCCUCAAUCUAUGGCCAUGUUUUAUAUCCAUACAGCUGUCAUUGUGUGAUUUCAGACCUUGCUCCAAUUUUCUUUCUGUUUUCUUUGUCUGACUGAAAUAAUCCUCUGACGGAUAAGCAGAACAGCAGGGUAAUGUGGUCAUGCUAUUGGUCACUCGGGUUCCUAUUCGAGCCUUUACACACACACCUUAAAGCCUUUCUAAAAGAAUGGUUUGAUUUAAAGUGUCUGUUUCACAAUAUAUAAACAUAGUCAGCUUGAAUCUGUGUGUGUUACAGCACGAAAGUCGAAUCCGACUCGCUAGUGUUGUGUUCACCACAAGGUGUCGCUACAAGAAAGGUCAAGGUUAAUGACUAUUAAUAAAGAUGUAAAUCAAUGCAUACUGGGAGAAGAAUAAGAUGGAUGCCUACACCAUACAGUAAAGUCACAUUCAUCUUACCUUUCAGCCUGGACUCUAUUACUGAGUAAGGUCUUCAGUUACUACAUACAGUACUACACAACAGAUAGCUGGUUGAGUAAGACCCUCUGUGUUCUGGAUCCACUAGCUGCUGAAACUCCAUAACUUUAAUAUUCUGACAACAACAACAAAAAAUCUGAGUUAGCUUGCCAUGAUUCCACAACAUCCAUAUCACUGUCAGUCCCCCUUCCUGUUGUCUCUUCUGACCCCUGAUGACCUGAAGGUGUCAGAGGAAGAUCCUCUUGGCCUUCUCUACGGCUAUUUUGUCCAGUUUUGUCUUCAAAUGAUUGUUCACUUCUUUUGACAGAAUUUCCUCGUACAACCUUUGGUCAUAUGGUUGACCAACUUGGCCACACUUGUUUCUGCUAUUGAGACAGGUGCAUGAACACACAAGUGCCAGAAAAUAAGGCCCCCACCAACCAGAGGCACGCCAAUGACCAGGGAAAGAAAGUAGAUGGUCAUAUAUUUGUCAGUGAAAAGAUCAGAUCCAAACAAUAAAGCCACUUUUCAUCCA